This is a messenger RNA of Arabidopsis lyrata subsp. lyrata, 646 nucleotides long. RefSeq lists its product as uncharacterized. The record is from RefSeq and is a predicted model, not a curated record. NCBI's taxonomy places the organism in Eukaryota, Viridiplantae, Streptophyta, Magnoliopsida, Brassicales, Brassicaceae. The coding region runs from base 46 to 381 and encodes 111 amino acids. The transcript is spliced from 3 exons.
UUAAGCGAAACCCAAACGGCCGAAACCCAGGUUUUGGCUCCGGCGAUGGCGUGGACACGACUGAUUCAGAGCGCGAGAGCAGCUCUAGGGACAACGCACUCGAGUUCGACUCUUGGCCUCCCCAGAUUCUACUCCAAACCAGCUACUUAUUUCGUGAAGGUUGGGAUUCCAGAGUUUCUAGGCGGGAUUGGCAGAGGAGCUGAGACUCACAUUGCCAAAAUUGAAACUGAGAUUGGUGACCUUCAUAAGCUGCUUGUGACGCGUACCCUCAGACUCAAGAAGCUUGGCAUUCCUUGCAAACAUAGGAAACUUAUACUCAACUAUGGCCAGAAAUACAGGUUGGGGCUAUGGAAACCUAGAGCUGACGCUAUUAAGUCCUGAUCAAGUCUCUAUGUUGAACUGUGAGUCUCUCGACUGCUGGAAUAAGCUGUAGUACUUAAAUGGUCAUUGUCAAACCAUUUCAGUAUUGGACAAUAUAGACUGUAGAAGUAAUGUUGGUUUUUUAUGUUUACGCAAGUUACUUAACAAACCUAUUGAAAGUGUAGUAAGUGUGCUUUAAUUUACCUUGAGGAACCUAUAGGCGUAGUAACUUUUCUUUAUAUAUAUAUGAAAGGGGCUUCUAAUAAGCCUCCUCACUAUUUAAUUA